AAGUCGAUAGUUAGAUAUCAUUGAGCUUUCAGUGAAUGAACACCUUGCAAGAACGUUACGAUUGUUAGCACCUAAUUCUAUUCUGACAAAAAGUUAUUACCUGCAUCCAGCGUUGUUAUCCUACAUCGUUAUCAUGUCCAAACGUAGAGAAAGUGAAUAUAGUUAUGAUUCCCGUUACGAAUACAGUCGUGAAUUUUCCAGCAAAAGACGACGAGAUGAAGAAAGACCGAGAGACGAUAGGUCGAGGGAGGACAGAUCAAGAGACGACAGACCAAGAGAAGACAGACCAAGAGAAGACAGAUCAAGAGAAGACAGAUCGAGAGAACCUCGCUAUCCUGAUAAUCGAGACUUCGACAGGAACAAACAUCGUCGUCACGAUAACGAUAGAAACCCAAAAAAGAACUUUAGAUCAUCACGCUAUGAACAGGGAUCUUUCAAAAAAGAACCAUCUCCUGGUUGGGGUAGACCUGUUAAAAAGGAAGAUGAAGCUCCUCCUCAGCAGAAAGAGGCACCAAAUUUUGCAACUUCUGGAAAGCUGACAGAAGAUUUGAACACAGUAAAUGGAGUGGUGAUUAAGUAUUCAGAGCCAGAAGAAGCCAGAAAACCAAUUAGACGAUGGCGUUUAUACCCCUUCAAAGGUGAAAAGGCAUUGCCAGUUUUGUAUAUUCAUCGUCAGUCUGCCUAUCUAAUUGGAAGAGAUCGCAAAAUUGCUGAUUUACCACUAGAUCACCCAUCUAUUUCAAAGCAGCAUGCAGCGUUACAGUAUCGUCUUGUUGCUUAUAAAAGACCAAAUGGAUCUUCUGGAAAACGGGUACGACCAUACUUAAUUGAUUUGGAAUCAGCUAAUGGUACUUUUAUAAACAAAGUAAAACUUGAGCCAAAAAGAUAUUAUGAACUCCAAGAAAGAGACGUUGUUACAUUUGGAUUUUCUUCAAGAGAAUAUGUUGUACUUCAUGAAGAAUGUAAAGGUGAAGAGUUAGACGAUGACGUCAAAGAAUGAGUAUUGAGUUUCUACCUUAAUCAGGAAUUGACAGAAUCAGUAUUUGUACAUUUGUAAAUAUUAAAAUAUUUAUUUUAAGUAAAUUGCAUACUGAAUUA
Messenger RNA from Trichogramma pretiosum, 1098 nucleotides. Its product is annotated as smad nuclear-interacting protein 1. Gene Ontology annotation, molecular function: protein binding; mRNA binding. The transcript is spliced from 2 exons. NCBI's taxonomy places the organism in Eukaryota, Metazoa, Arthropoda, Insecta, Hymenoptera, Trichogrammatidae. The record is from RefSeq and is a predicted model, not a curated record. Gene Ontology annotation, cellular component: nucleus. The coding region runs from base 134 to 1000 and encodes 288 amino acids. Gene Ontology annotation, biological process: miRNA processing.